This is a messenger RNA of Boleophthalmus pectinirostris (great blue-spotted mudskipper), 1685 nucleotides long. RefSeq names its product chromosome unknown C12orf56 homolog (gene cunh12orf56). NCBI's taxonomy places the organism in Eukaryota, Metazoa, Chordata, Actinopteri, Gobiiformes, Gobiidae. The transcript has 14 exons. The record is from RefSeq and is a predicted model, not a curated record. Bases 4 to 1635 code for a protein of 543 amino acids.
CCUAUGGCCCGGGCCGGCCCCGGGACACUGCUCUAUCGCCGAAACAUCAGACUGGACUCUUUCCUGAAGCGUAACACGGAACGGGCACUGUACGAGCGCAUCCGGACCUAUGAACCAUGUGUGGUCAAGUCGGACUCCAUUAAUAAAGUUUACAUGCACGUGGUGAUGAGCGAUGAGCGUGUGUACCUAACUGAGUUCCCGCCACGCACACUCACCUCUGCCUUCGGGUUCAGCUCCGUGAGGGCCAUAGAGCUGAUCAAUGACCUCCCAGACUUCCUCAGUGGCAAAGAUAGGGAGCAGUGUCAGCACAUAAAGAUCAUUUAUGUCCCAGAGAAACCUGUUUCAAAGGCGUAUCAUGAUGAUCAACUGUUACCUGCACUUCCCCCAUCUCACACCUUUAGCCCUCUUACAUCAGAAGGAUAUGCUGCACACAGAUCCAGCCGGUCCGCCUCUUGUCCUAAUGGAGAGACUCUGGGUCUCCUAGCCCCCCAACCUCCAGCCCGACCUCACUCCUCUGCCUCUAUGUACCCUCUUACCUCCAAUCAGCGCACAAAAAACUCACUAUCUCCUAAGGUGCCCAGGAGAAUUGGUUUGUUGUUGUCACGUCUUUUGAAACAAGACAAAGGUUCCAACAUAGCUGAACUGCAUUUAUACGCACUUUCACCAUUCUCCACACUUUAUGUUAAUCUACAGAGUUCCUGGACCAGCUUCAUCAUUAAGUCUACCUUGACUUUAGACCCAGUAUAUAGGAGAAAGUAUUGUACUUCACCUCCAGACAUCAGCUGGGAGCAAACAUCCCAUUUGUUUUCUCAAUUACAAGCUGAUGUGUUACGGAAGGGCAUCAGUGUGGAGAGCCUAUAUCUGUUACUGCAGGAGCUGUGCACUGCUGCUCAUAGAAAUAUGACAUUACGCAGACUCUUCUGGAGAUCCAGUGAGUUGUGCGUGUUCCUGGUCCAGACUCUUGAGGAUUGCCUACCUGGAGGUCGCAGUGUGAUUUACACAACAGAUCACCUCUUAAUGAGCACCGUGAUUGUCCAGACGCUGGCCAUCAUGUUUAGAGAGACUGAGGUGGAACCAGCCAGACUGAGUCUACUCUCUGCAAACAAUGGUGCCCUUGUUACCAGGAUGCUACUAGCUUUGAUUCGUGAUCCAGGGCCUCAGACUCCAAAUGCCACCCAGACUGAUGUUUCUCUUGUUGAGUAUUUGGACUCUGCCUGUUCAUUGCUCUUUGAACUGCUGCUUCAAGGUCAAGAGAAAAGCAAGUUUUCCUUUUCUGAGAGUAUCUUGUCUGUUGGGUGGAUACUUCAAGAGCUACAGCCACAUCGUCACCUGUUAUCCUUUAUUGGUUACCAGACCCAACAGGUAGUACUGGUUCUAUCCAGUCCACCACACUACAUAUUAAGUCCAGUACAGUCGGUCCUGUUGUUUCAACGAUGUCACCUCCUGCUGGUUAGUCUGCAAUACAGCAAACAUCUCAUGCAACAUCUGAAGUCCAACUUCAGAGAUGAUUUCAAGUACUCAGUAAAUGUUGUAAGUGUUGAGCCAAAGCUGCCUCCUCACUAUCCCAUCAGCCCAAUGAUACGACAGCUGGUGAAGCAGAUUCUAACUCUUAUCCUGCACUGGGACACUUCUUGAGUUGUAUUCCAACUCACUGCCUUUAUGCUUAAUAUUACUAUGCACUUUAU